Durio zibethinus is the source of this 3916-nucleotide messenger RNA. Its product is annotated as putative receptor-like protein kinase At2g23200. Gene Ontology annotation, cellular component: plasma membrane; plasmodesma. The record is from RefSeq and is a predicted model, not a curated record. Gene Ontology annotation, biological process: protein autophosphorylation. Gene Ontology annotation, molecular function: transmembrane receptor protein tyrosine kinase activity; ATP binding. NCBI's taxonomy places the organism in Eukaryota, Viridiplantae, Streptophyta, Magnoliopsida, Malvales, Malvaceae.
AACUGUGGUAUACUUCACCAAAAUGCAAAAGGACAUUAAAUCGUUUUGGACACGUUCUGAAUAUUUUUGACAAGUUGGCAGAUACUUUUAAUGCUUGCAUUGACAUCCCACUGUUUGUUGACCGAGUAAAUGCCCCUUAAGGCAAUCCUGUCCUCCACAGCAUGAACAAUAUCUAUUUGAUUCGAGGGCAUUUAAAGCAAUUCCAAAUUUUCGUGAGCAUGUUUGGGUUCAUGAGUCAACAGGUUCCGUAUGUUGACUUAUCUUCAACCUUUCGCUUAGUUCCCUUGAGUCACAUAAUCGAAUUGCUCUGACUGAAAGAAAAUUUAAGAAAAUACAGCAAAUCAAUGGAAAAGUUUCACGGGGAUAAACUCCAUAAACCUUUAAUUCUUCUUCUUAUCCUGGUCCUUUUCUUAUCAUAUCAGCUACCCUCUUCAGCAUACACUCUCCCAGACAAGUAUUUCAUCAAUUGUGGAUCGAACAUCAACAUAAACGUCACUAAUCGGACAUUUGUUGGUGAUUUGAAUUCUGAUUCUGUCUCCUUUACCAAACAGAACAGCUCUGUCACUGACAACAGGAAGGCAUCAGAAACACCAUCUAUAUAUCAAACAGCAAGAAUUUUCAGGCAGCAGUCCUCAUAUGAGUUUGAAAUCACCACUAAUGGUACUUACCUGGUACGCCUCCAUUUCUUUAAUUCAACGGAUCUGUCAGCUGCUGUUUUUAAUGUUUCAGCUUCUGGUUUUCUGCUCUUGCAUAAUUUCAGAGUCCAAAAUAGUAGCAGCUCUAUUCUAAAAAAGGAAUUCAUUUUAAGCAUUCCUAUAGGUAAAUUCUUAAUAUACUUUGUACCUCGAGGAUCUUCUUUCGCAUUCGUAAAUGCCAUAGAGGUCUUUCCUGCCCCUCCGGAUUUCAUUUCUGAUGAGGCUGCACAGAUUAGUCAGACAGGAAAUAGCAAUGCUUACAAGGGUAUACUGUCUCGUGCUUUACAGACAAUUCACAGAAUUAAUGUUGGAGGCCCAACCCUUACACCAGAAAAUGAUACUUUAUUGAGAACUUGGCUUCCUGAUGACAGUUAUCUGUAUCAUCCAGACACUGCAAGGAAUAGCCAAGUUUACUCGGGUAGGCCUAAUUAUUUAGAUCCUGUUAACGAAUUUAUUGCACCAGAUCUAGUAUACAAGACUGCCAAAGAGUUGAAUGAAAAUGCCAGUAGGUUAACAAAUAACUUUAAUAUAACCUGGUCCUAUGAUGUGACUAGAAAUGCUAGGCACUUCAUUCGGGUUCACUUCUGUGACAUUGUUAGUCCAGCACAGAAUACUUUACGAUUUUUUCUAUAUAUAAAUGGCAACUUCAGUAAGGAAAUCAAUCCUUAUGAAACGGUGGCGCAAUUGGCAACUCCAUUUUUCAUAGACUUUGUGGUUGAUUCUGAUGAUUCAGGAUUCAUGAAUAUCUCCAUAGGGCCUGAUAGUGGAUCUACAGAGCAAACAGCCUUUCUAAAUGGGGUUGAGAUAAUGGAAAUGAUGGGGGAAUCUAAUGUGGUUCCUCUAUCAAACAAGUCCAACCAGAAGUCUGUUUUUGUUAUUGUCGGUUCAGUCCUUGGAGGUCUAGUUCUUGUCUGCAUCUUUGGAGGUCUGCUGUUUAUUGGUUUGAGACGCAGGAAGCCAAAACCUGUUCAAAGUUCAGAUUGGUCACCAUUAACUGCAUAUAAAGGAAGUACUCACAGUAAUCGGAAGAUGCCUCAACUGUCAAAACUAAGCACAGAGGGAACCAACAAUGCUUCCCCUGUCCCUAAUUUGAACCUGGGUUUAAAGAUACCUUUUAUUGAGAUUCAGUUAGCAACAAACAACUUCGAUAAGAAGUUACAGAUUGGUAAAGGUGGAUUUGGUAAUGUCUAUCGAGGAACUCUCAGAAAUGGCAUGAAAGUGGCUGUGAAACGAAGCGAGCCAGGGUCAGGUCAAGGCCUGCCAGAAUUUCAGACGGAGAUCAUGGUUUUAUCCAAAAUUCGCCAUCGUCAUCUUGUUUCAUUGAUAGGAUAUUGUGACGAAGGUUUUGAGAUGAUACUGGUGUACGAAUUCAUGGAAAAAGGAACUUUGAGGGAUCACCUGUAUAACUCAAAGCAACCUUGUUUGUCUUGGAACCAAAGGCUUGAAAUUUGCAAUGGUGCAGCAAGAGGACUUCAUUACCUUCACAAAGGUGCAUCUGGGGGCAUCAUUCACCGUGAUGUCAAGUCGACAAACAUCUUGCUUGAUGAGAACCUUGUAGCCAAAGUAGCUGACUUUGGACUUUCAAGAUCAGGUCCUCCGGAUCAAACCCAUGUCAGCACUGUUGUUAAAGGAACUUUCGGUUAUCUUGAUCCCGAGUACUUUAGGACACAACAGCUGACAGAAAAAUCUGAUGUUUAUUCAUUCGGCGUGGUUCUUCUUGAGGUUCUAUGUGCAAGGCCAGCUAUCAAUCCUACACUUCCAAGAGAGCAAGUGAACCUAGCCGAAUGGGGAAUGGUUUGCAAGAAGAAAGGAUUGCUUGAGCAGAUUGUGGACCCGUCCAUAAAAGUUCAGAUCAAUCCCAACUCAUUAAGAAAAUUUGCGGAGGUAGCAGAGAAAUGUUUGCAAGAAGAUGCUGCUGAUAGGCCUACCAUGGCUGAUGUGGCAUGGGACUUGGAGUAUGCUUUGCAGCUGCAGCAAACAGCAGUUGUACGAGAGCCACACGAGGACAGCACGUCCAAUGCUUCCGGUAUGUUAUCAUUUCCCGUUCUCCAGCGUUUUCCUUCCACGAGUGCAGAAUUUGAGAGAGAUGAUAUGCUCACUGUAAGGGAGGAUGACUCUGACUCAGUCCCAUCAGCAAGUGAAGUUUUCUCCCAAUUGAAAAUUAAUAAUGCCAGAUAAAUCAUUCGGUUUACAAGGUACAGAUUUCCCACUUUAAUCUUCUUUGGCAUGUAUGUUUCAUAUCUGAAAUUAAAUUGAUACUGCUUUUUUAUCCUAUACAUCUCUAUUACAGAGUUUGAACUUCAUGAUGUAUAAUAUAAAGGUAUUCCCUAAGAUCAUAUAUAUUACCAGUCUACAAUCUAGUUAAAUUGUACUGUAAGAAGAACCUGGAGCUUAACUAAGUUGUUCAUGCAACCACUUUUACGAGAUGACAUCCAACAAGACUAGAGUUCGAAUCUCAGCACUUGCAAUCACUCUCACAUUCUCAGGUCACAGCCUUCUUUGUACCAAAAAAGGUAUACUAUAAGAGAUGAUUUCGAGAUUAUUAAUCAGAAGAAAAUAUUUAUUAAAGAAGCUAUUUGCAUUAUCAAUGAAGUGCUUCUGCCUGGUAUCCAAACAUGCAUAAAAAAUUUGGAAUCUCACCAGGCUGACAUGGCUUAGAAGGCUAAUGCACAAUUUUUACUCAUUGAUCUUACCAAAGAGCAAAAAAGAAAUGUCUUUCUGAUAAAAGAGUAAACUUGUAUCGUAAGACAAAUUUUUUGGGCUUUGAGGAGAACUAUGAAGGUUACGUUAGGGUUCGAGAUAACUGAGGAUGGUAUGGGCUACAUCUUGGAUAAACAACAUCCGCUUCAACGGCAAAACCCCACCAGCCUUCUUCUGAAGAACGAAACUAGAAAUCCUUAAAUAAAUCAUUAAUCAAAACAUGGGUCUUGUUGCAGGACUUAUCACGCUCACUCCAUUGAAGACCUAAUAAUAUGUUUUGUAGACAAAACUGAUAAAAAAAAGUCAAUACACCAAUGCCACAAAUCAUCACGGGAAUAUGAUAUUUGUUUAUUAUUAACAGAGAAGAUAAAAAACACAGACUACUUCAAGUUGCCAAGUAAACAUUGAAGCCAGAGAUAUGAAAAUGUGUUUGCAACUUAUAAAUUGCUCUAUAAAUUGUAGAAUUUCUCUUUAACAUGAAAAAUACAUCCCUUGAAGCCCUUGCAAAUUCUUUGAGACUU